Molecule: messenger RNA, 1289 nt
Organism: Triticum dicoccoides
Lineage: Eukaryota; Viridiplantae; Streptophyta; Magnoliopsida; Poales; Poaceae
Product: chlorophyll(ide) b reductase NOL, chloroplastic-like
Exons: 13
Coding region: 59-1093 (344 amino acids)
Biological process (GO): PSII associated light-harvesting complex II catabolic process; chlorophyll catabolic process
Molecular function (GO): chlorophyll(ide) b reductase activity
Source: RefSeq, a predicted model, not a curated record
CACGCGUCGCACGCCCGCUCGCUCGCUCGCGCCUCCUCCGUCUCCUCCGGAAUCCCGGAUGGCCACCGUCGCCGCCUCGCUCCCGCUCCGGGCGGCCGCCCGCGCGGGCCCGGCACCGUCCCGCGCACCACCCUCCGACGCAGCCUUCUUCCCCGGCCGCCCGUGGCAGCGCGGGCUGGCGGCGAGGGGCCGGCCCUGGGGAUCGGUGGGGUGGUUCCGGGCGGAGGCUCUUCCCGGUGGUGCCGGCGGACCGCCGCGGAGGGAGCCCAUGGCGCCUCCUUACAAUGUCCUCAUCACCGGUUCCACCAAAGGUAUAGGAUACGCGCUGGCAAGGAAGUUCCUCAAGGCUGGUGAUAAUGUUGUAAUAUGCUCAAGAUCAGCUGAAAGGGUAGAAUCUGUAACAAAUGACUUGAAAAAAGAAUUUGGAGAGCAACAUGUGUUGGGGACUGUCUGUGAUGUUAGAGAAGGAAAGGAUGUGAAGGCGCUUGUGGAUUUUGCGCGUGACAAGCUGGAGUAUAUUGAUAUUUGGAUCAACAAUGCCGGAUCAAAUGCAUAUAGUUACAAACCUUUGGUGGAAACCUCUGAUGAGGCUCUAAUUGAGGUGAUCACCACUAACACUCUUGGAUUGAUGCUAUGUUGUCGCGAGGCAAUAAAUAUGAUGUGGAACCAACCUCGAGGUGGUCACAUAUUUAACAUUGAUGGUGCUGGCUCUGAUGGAAGGCCAACCCCAAGGUUUGCCGCUUAUGGUGCAACGAAGAGAAGUGUGGUGCACCUUACAAAGUCUCUACAGGCUGAGUUGCAGAUGAAUGAAGUGAAUAAUGUCGUGGUGCAUAAUUUAUCGCCUGGCAUGGUUACGACUGAUCUUCUUAUGUCUGGUGCUACCACAAAGCAAGCAAAGUUUUUCAUCAAUAUAUUAGCUGAAACUCCUGAUGUGGUUGCGGAUUACCUUGUUCCAAACAUCAGAGAAAUCCCUACCAAGCAAUCCAUGAAGCCGACUUACAUUCGCUUUCUCACAGGCUUGAAAGCCUACUCCAGAAUAUUUUCAAGAAUUGCUUUUGGUGCUCGUAGGAACAAGUAUGUUGCCGAGGAUUAGUUUUCUUACUGCCAUCUUCCAACCCAGAAGAAACCUAGGGAUAUUCUUGUUAUCAUAUUUUAGAAGUCCAUUCUUUUCCUGUAAAAAUAGGAUGUAUCACUGAGGGCAUCUUGAGAGCACAACAAUGUACUCCUCAUAUAUACAAUACAUGUAAUUUGAUUAAACCUCAUCAAAUUUAUUGUCAUUGAUUGAAUCA